AUGGCAACAGUAACAGUGGCCACAGAGCUUCCCUCAGGGGAGGGGACAGAAGAAAAUUCAGCCUCGUAUGAGUCCACAUCAGCUCACAUAAUUGAAGAAACCGAAUAUGUGAAAACAAUUCGAACUACUCUGGAAAAGAUCCGAAACCAAAUGUUUAAAGAUGAAGGACAUAGUGGCACAAAGCACACACUUGAUACAACGGGCGGUGGACACAUUCGAAACGGCUCCGCCUCUGACAUGGCCCCCUCCUCGUGCUGCAGUCUGGAUCUGCUCAUGGAAAGAAUGAGAGGCAAAGACCUGCAGCUCUUAGACAUGAGCAAAGAGAAGGAAGUGUUGAAAAUGAAGCUGGAAGCUUCCAGAGAAGCAGGAGCAGCGGCCCUGAGAGACAUGGCCCAGAGAUUAUUUGACACGUACCAGACUCGGGCUGAAGAAGUCAGCAAGCAGCACGAGGACAGCAAACACUUCCUCCAGGUGAACAAACUUGAAAAAGAACAGGAACUGAAACAGCAGGUUGAAAAUCUAAAUCAAGUUGCUGAGAAACUUGAAGAAAAGCAUAAUCAAAUCAUAGCGCUGGAGAACCUCGUGCAGAGAAUGGAACAGGAAAAAAGAACACUGCUAGAAAGAAAACUGUCUUUGGAAAACAAGCUGCUGCAACUCAAACCCAACACUACACGUGCUAAAAGCGUCCAGGGUCUUCAGAUGGAGAUUUCCCUGCUCCAGGAGCAGAUCUCUCACCUGCAGCUCGUGAUCCACUCCCAGCAGCAGAACCUGCGCAGAGUCAUCCAGGAGAUGGAAGGAUUAAAAAAUAAUUUAAAAGAACAAGAUAAAAAAAUUGAAGAUCUGAAAGAAAAAGUUAACAUACUUGAAGCCCAGAACAAAGAACUAAAAACCAAGGUUGCACGUUGGGCUGAAACUCCUAGGACAAUGGUCUCGAAGGCCGUCGCUACAAGUGAACUGAAGACGGAAGCCUCGACCCCCUAUGUGAUGCUGGUUAGGCUACGGAGAUGAGCUGGCUGGCUGAAGAUCUGAAUGCCAAAGACCCCUUUGUGGAUCUUAUGAAUUCCUUGAGACACAGGCUAAACUUCAUGUUAAAAUGGCUCAAUGCCAGUAUUUAAUGGAAAUCAUCAUACAUCUACAGCUUUGCAAGAAGAUGACAUUCCAGAAAAUCAAACAAACAUAUGUCUGAAGGAAGGAACUCUUUCUUCAAAACUUCAUGGGUAAAGAAACCAGGAGCUUCCCCACGAUGGAAUAUGUAUUCUGCUUUAAAGUUUUAAAAAACCUGAACCUUUUUUGCAGGUUUCUGCUGAAGGGAGUGAUUUAAGGUUGUCAACUUUGACCUUUGAUAGUGGUUUUUAUUUACAUGAGUAGAAGAA
Molossus molossus (Pallas's mastiff bat) is the source of this 1373-nucleotide messenger RNA. RefSeq names its product coiled-coil domain containing 68 (gene CCDC68). Gene Ontology annotation, biological process: intracellular signal transduction. Bases 1 to 1008 code for a protein of 335 amino acids. The record is from RefSeq and is a predicted model, not a curated record. The transcript is spliced from 10 exons. NCBI's taxonomy places the organism in Eukaryota, Metazoa, Chordata, Mammalia, Chiroptera, Molossidae. Gene Ontology annotation, cellular component: intracellular anatomical structure.